Orycteropus afer afer is the source of this 4677-nucleotide messenger RNA. RefSeq names its product solute carrier family 12 member 4 (gene SLC12A4). The record is from RefSeq and is a predicted model, not a curated record. Gene Ontology annotation, biological process: chloride ion homeostasis; potassium ion homeostasis; potassium ion import across plasma membrane. Gene Ontology annotation, cellular component: membrane. Gene Ontology annotation, molecular function: potassium:chloride symporter activity. NCBI's taxonomy places the organism in Eukaryota, Metazoa, Chordata, Mammalia, Tubulidentata, Orycteropodidae.
GGACGGGCGGAGGAAGUGAGCGCAGCGGGGAGGAAUGCGCGCGGGCGGGGCGCGCGGGCUCGGGGCGGCCGGGACAGCGGGACCCGCGGCCGGGACAGCGGGGCGUAGCGCGCGAGAUGCCUCACUUCACCGUGGUGCCCGUGGACGGGCCGCGGCGCGGAGACUACGACAACCUCGAGGGGCUCAGUUGGGUGGACUACGGGGAGAGCGCCGAGCGGGACGACUCGGACGGCCAUGGCAACCACAGAGAGAGCAGCCCUUUCCUUAGUCCCUUGGAGGCUUCCAGAGGAAGUGACUACUAUGACAGGAACCUGGCACUGUUUGAGGAAGAGCUGGACAUCCGCCCAAAGGUGUCGUCUCUCCUGGGCAAGCUCGUCAGCUACACCAACCUAACACAGGGUGCCAAGGAGCACGAGGAGGCUGAGAGUGGGGAGGGGACCCAUCGGAGAGCGGCCAAGGCGCCCAGCAUGGGCACCCUCAUGGGAGUGUACCUGCCCUGCCUGCAGAAUAUCUUCGGGGUCAUCCUCUUCCUGCGGCUGACCUGGAUGGUGGGCACGGCUGGAGUGCUGCAGGCCCUCCUCAUUGUGCUCAUCUGCUGCUGCUGCACCCUGCUGACAGCCAUCUCCAUGAGUGCCAUCGCCACCAAUGGCGUGGUACCAGCUGGGGGCUCCUACUUCAUGAUCUCCCGCUCACUGGGGCCCGAGUUUGGAGGCGCCGUGGGCCUGUGCUUCUACCUGGGAACAACAUUCGCAGCAGCCAUGUACAUCCUGGGCGCCAUCGAGAUCUUACUGACCUACAUUGCCCCGCCGGCUGCCAUUUUUCACCCAACAGGCACCCAUGACACAUCAAGCGCCACCCUGAACAAUAUGCGGGUGUAUGGGACCAUCUUUCUGACCUUUAUGACCCUGGUAGUAUUUGUUGGUGUCAAGUAUGUGAACAAGUUUGCCUCACUCUUCCUGGCCUGUGUGAUCAUCUCCAUCCUCUCCAUCUAUGCUGGUGGCAUCAAGUCUAUUUUUGACCCUCCCGAGUUUCCAGUGUGCAUGCUAGGCAACAGGACCCUGUCCCGGGACCAGUUUGAUGUCUGUGCCAAGACGACCAUGGUGAAUAAUGAGACAGUGGCCACUCAGCUAUCAAGCCUCUUCUGCCACGGCCCCAACCUUACCACUGACACCUGCGACCCCUAUUUCCUGCUGAACAACGUGACCGAGAUCCCUGGCAUCCUUGGUGCAGCUGCCAGCGUUCUCCAAGAAAACCUUUGGAGUGCCUACCUGGAGAAGGGCGAGGUUGUGGAGAAGCGCGGGCUGCCCUCCACAGACGAUGCUGGCCUGAAAGGGAGCCUGCCCCUGUACGUGGUGGCCGACAUCGCCACAUCCUUUACUGUGCUGGUUGGCAUAUUCUUCCCCUCUGUAACAGGCAUUAUGGCUGGCUCAAACCGCUCCGGGGACCUCCGUGACGCCCAGAAGUCCAUUCCAGUGGGAACCAUUCUGGCCAUUGUUACAACCUCCCUUGUGUACUUCAGCAGUGUGGUUCUGUUUGGCGCCUGCAUCGAGGGUGUGGUUCUCCGAGACAAGUAUGGCGAUGGCGUCAAGAGGAACCUGGUGGUGGGCACAUUGGCCUGGCCUUCACCCUGGGUCAUUGUCAUCGGCUCCUUCUUCUCAACCUGUGGUGCUGGCCUGCAGAGCCUCACUGGGGCACCCCGCCUGCUGCAGGCCAUUGCCAAGGACAACAUCAUCCCCUUCCUCCGGGUGUUUGGCCACAGCAAGGCAAACGGUGAACCAACGUGGGCACUCCUGCUGACAGCACUCAUCGCCGAGCUCGGCAUCCUCAUCGCUUCCCUCGAUAUGGUGGCCCCUAUUCUGUCCAUGUUCUUUCUGAUGUGUUACCUGUUUGUCAACUUGGCCUGUGCCGUGCAGACCCUCCUGAGGACCCCCAACUGGCGGCCCCGGUUCAAGUACUAUCACUGGGCGCUGUCCUUCCUGGGCAUGAGCCUCUGCCUGGCCCUGAUGUUUGUCUCCUCCUGGUACUAUGCUCUGGUUGCCAUGCUCAUCGCAGGAAUGAUCUACAAGUACAUUGAGUACCAAGGGGCUGAGAAGGAGUGGGGUGACGGGAUCCGAGGCCUGUCCCUGAGUGCUGCCCGCUAUGCACUGUUGCGGCUAGAGGAGGGGCCUCCUCACACCAAGAACUGGCGGCCCCAGUUGCUGGUGCUGCUGAAGCUAGACGAAGACCUCCAUGUGAAGUACCCACGGCUCCUCACCUUUGCUUCCCAGCUUAAGGCUGGCAAGGGCCUGACCAUCGUCGGAUCUGUCAUCCAGGGCAGCUUCUUAGAUAGCUAUGGCGAGGCUCAGGCUGCUGAGCAGACAAUCAAGAACAUGAUGGAGAUUGAGAAGGUGAAGGGCUUCUGCCAGGUGGUGGUCGCCAGCAAGGUGCGUGAGGGGCUGGCCCACCUCAUCCAGUCUUGUGGCCUGGGCGGCAUGAGGCACAACUCAGUGGUGCUGGGCUGGCCUUACGGCUGGCGGCAGAGUGAGGACCCCCGUUCCUGGAAGACCUUUAUUGACACUGUGCGCUGCACCACAGCUGCCCACCUGGCCCUGCUUGUGCCCAAGAACAUCGCCUUCUACCCCAGCAACCAUGAGCGCUAUCUGGAAGGCCACAUCGACGUGUGGUGGAUCGUGCACGACGGGGGCAUGCUCAUGCUGUUGCCCUUCCUGCUGCGCCAGCACAAGGUUUGGAGGAAGUGCCGGAUGCGCAUCUUCACAGUGGCCCAGAUGGAUGACAACAGUAUCCAGAUGAAGAAGGAUCUGGCUGUCUUCCUGUACCACCUACGCCUUGAGGCUGAGGUCGAAGUGGUAGAGAUGCACAACAGUGAUAUCUCUGCAUAUACCUAUGAGCGGACACUGAUGAUGGAGCAGCGGUCCCAGAUGCUGCGGCAGAUGAGGCUGACCAAGACUGAGCGGGAGCGAGAAGCCCAAUUGGUCAAGGACCGUCACUCAGCCCUGCGGCUGGAGAGCCUGUACUCAGACGAGGAGGAUGAGUCUGCAGCUGGGACUGACAAGAUCCAGAUGACAUGGACCCGGGACAAGUAUAUGGUGGCUGAGACCUGGGACCCCAGCCAUGCCCCUGACAACUUCCGGGAGCUGGUGCACAUUAAGCCGGACCAGUCCAAUGUGCGACGCAUGCACACGGCUGUCAAGCUCAAUGAAGUCAUCGUCACGCGCUCCCAUGAUGCCCGCCUGGUCCUGCUGAACAUGCCCGGCCCACCCAAGAACAGUGAGGGUGAUGAGAACUACAUGGAGUUCCUGGAGGUGCUAACUGAGGGCCUGGAGCGGGUACUGCUGGUGCGUGGCGGUGGCCGCGAAGUUAUUACCAUCUACUCCUGAACCCAGUACAGCCUUGUGACCCGGAGUGGAGGUGGCCAGGGUAACAGCUCCAUCCCAGCACCUGUUCACCAGCUCACUUUGCUCAGCCCUGCCUGGGACGCAGCUCGCUAGGUCUCCUUGGAGAUGGGCCUGGGCUUGGCAGUGGUGAUGGAUCCCAGGUCCUGUAAGACUGGGGGAGGUCUGGGGCCUUUCCCACCCAGCACACGGGAGGCCUGCCCUGGCUGCAAAGACUGGUGGGGGCAGCCAUGGGGUUUGAAGACAGCCGGCCCAGGAGCACUAUUUAUUGCAUAUUUAUUGUUGGGAUGUCAUCAGAGGAGGAGGGAAGGGGAGCACGGGAGGGGGUCUGGCCUGCCUGCAGGAAGGCCUGGCUCAGGCUUCUGUGGGCAGGGACCCCCACCAAGCCAAGCUGAGUGGAGCUGGCCAAGUGGAGGCCUGACUUUUUUCAAUAAAACAUUGUGUACUUCUGGGCCUCCCACUGCCCUGGCUCUGUUUCCCCUGGCGCCAAGGGAGGAAGGCGGAACUGAACCCCGGCCCAGAGCCAGCUCCCUGGAGACCGUGCCCCUUUCCGGCCAUUUCUGGCCAUCCCCAUUGGCCAAGGUGCCCCUCCCACUAGCCUUGGGGCCCUCCCACCACUUUCCAGAUAAGGCCGACCCAGGUCUGCUUCAGUGGGCAACAGGCACUAGGGCUGGAAUGGGGCUGCCUGGCUCCCCACAGCAGUGGGGGCUGCUGUUGGGGCUGCUGCUCCCCCCUGCUGCCCCCUUCUGGCUCCUCAAUGUGCUCUUCCCCCCGCACACCACGCCCAAGGCUGAGCUCAGUAACCACACACGGCCCGUCAUCCUCGGUAAGCCCCCGCCAGGCCCCUGACGCACCAGGCCAGACCUUGGGGAGCCUGGACCCCAGCCCCCAGUGGCAGGCCCAGCCAGGGCCCUUCCGCCAUGAGCCCUGAUAGCUGCCUUGGUGUUCCAAGGGGCCAAAGGCUUAUCCUACAGGGAACUUGCUCCCUUCCCCCCACCAACCUGUUCUAUGUGCUGAAACCUCUGUCCUAGGGAUUGGGUGUGUGGGGGGGGGUGCGCCUGAGAGCUUGACCAGAGCAUUAGCAGCUGUGUUCAGCUGCAGCCACAGCAGACCUUGAGACCAGCCCCACCACUCCCUCCUUGGCCCCCACUCAAUCAAGAACAAGAUGCCCAGUCCACAGUAGGAGAGGCCCAUUUAGCCCAGACCCCUACCCCAGGCCCAGCCCCCACUCCCCAUACCUAUUUGUUCUCACCUUGGACUUUGACAAUGAUGAGAGCCAGGCUGG